GGGACAGAGGGCAGCAAACCCACGUCCUCACCCUCUCCUCCCCUUUCCCUGCCAGGUUUGCACGUCUUCGCCAUCGCCUUCGCCUUGGAGGUGUCGGUGGGCAAGACCAACACUGUGAUGGCUCUGAAUAACUCCAAUGUCCUGCUGCCCUGCGUCUUCACCACCUGCAUGGGCUUCCAGGACCUGGUCUUCACGUGGUAUUUCAACUCGACAGAGUUGAUUUACCACGGCAGGAUAAAGAACAAGGCCACAGAGCCCACCGUCGUGUCACGCAACCCACGCGUCGAUUUCGUCGGCUCCACGACCAAGAAGGACAACAACAUCUCCAUCGUCCUGAACAACGUGGAGUUCAGUGAUGCUGGGAAAUACACCUGCCACGUCAGGAACCCCAUGGAGAAGAAUGCUCAGCACAAUGCCACCAUCAUCCUCAAUGUGGUCCAUAAGAUGGUGGAGACAGACAACACUGUGACACUCAUCAUUGUGGGCGUUUUGGGGGGGCUCUUUGGCCUCCUCAUCCUCUUCAUGCUCAUCAAGAGGGUUGUCCUGUUCAUCAUCAAGAAGACCCAGGAUAGGAAGAAGGAAUGUCUCGUGAGCUCGUCGGGGAAUGACAACACCGAGAACGGCUUGGCAGGCUCCAAGGCGGAA
Acanthisitta chloris (rifleman) is the source of this 645-nucleotide messenger RNA. It is a transcript of the gene SCN4B, whose product is annotated as sodium channel, voltage-gated, type IV, beta subunit. Gene Ontology annotation, cellular component: voltage-gated sodium channel complex; membrane. NCBI's taxonomy places the organism in Eukaryota, Metazoa, Chordata, Aves, Passeriformes, Acanthisittidae. The annotation marks the transcript as partial. Gene Ontology annotation, molecular function: sodium channel regulator activity; transmembrane transporter binding. The record is from RefSeq and is a predicted model, not a curated record. Gene Ontology annotation, biological process: regulation of sodium ion transmembrane transporter activity; regulation of ventricular cardiac muscle cell membrane repolarization; cardiac muscle cell action potential involved in contraction. The transcript is spliced from 4 exons.